AUGAAGGGCUGUUAUCACGACGAGGUCCACGAGAGUGGCACCGCCAAGAAGAAGGAAGAAGAGCAGAGCCGGCUGGCAGCAGCUCACGCAGGACCGGGCAACAAAAGACAGCGCUGGCACUGGAGCGCGGCGGUGCCAGACCAGACCAGGCCAGGCCCUUGA
Plenodomus lingam JN3 is the source of this 162-nucleotide messenger RNA. NCBI's taxonomy places the organism in Eukaryota, Fungi, Ascomycota, Dothideomycetes, Pleosporales, Leptosphaeriaceae. The record is from RefSeq and is a predicted model, not a curated record.